Aspergillus alliaceus is the source of this 2071-nucleotide messenger RNA. RefSeq lists its product as uncharacterized. Lineage: Eukaryota; Fungi; Ascomycota; Eurotiomycetes; Eurotiales; Aspergillaceae. The coding region runs from base 359 to 1660 and encodes 433 amino acids. The transcript is spliced from 2 exons. The record is from RefSeq and is a predicted model, not a curated record.
GUAGAUUUUCUGCUGAACUACUUUCAUUUGUACUGAAUGAUCUCAUCCUCACUCGCCUCCAUAUAUAAACGGACGCUGAUCUUGUGUAGCGGGGGUUGGUUGAAUGCCAGUGCUCGCUCGGCGCCUGUCAUCUACCAUAUCUUCGCCGAGCCUGGCUCAGCCUGCCCAGCCAUCCGCCAAUUCCGCUGGUGUCACUUUUGCCUAAAAUCUACAGAGGACAUUCUCUCUGUCUUACCUGUCUUGACACGCCAACCAUGAAUUAUACAUUCAUCGAAUAGGCCCACAUUCCGCAUGUUGACUUGCUAAGAACCAACUGGUCAAGGUUCUUUGAAUCCCUUUCUGGCUGGGAUUGCCGAGAAUGUAUAUCCCUCGUCAACAUGGACGGCUUGUCGCCCGUCUCAACGAAACGGUUGGCGCAGACAACAAUAAGGAAGCUCGAAACGACACUGCACACAGGAAUAAUAUCUUUAUCAUCUGUGCUGCGUGCAUCGUCUUCGUAUUAGCCCUCAUUCUGAUGACUUAUUUUACCUUGCGCGCCCUUCGUCGCAUGAACUGUCGCCCCAAAUAUAUCCCCGGAAAAUUUUUGAAAGACAAAUGGAAUCGAUGGCAUGUUGGAGCAUCGUACGGUCAGGUUCCGAAUGACGGAUCAUCGUCGAAUCGAGAUGAAAGCGGUUCAAAUAGCCGGCCUACACAGGGACCAUCAGAAAUGAAUACUAAUAGUACAGUUCGCCGGGAAACUUCAAUCCGCUCUAUCAUCACACUUCCCCCCUAUUCAUCAAGCCCAAAACCUACAGAGCAGGUCAUUGCGCGAGAGGGGGAGCGGGGUGGUAUGGAUGUCGUCGUCGAAUUCCCUGAGACUGCCGAGGAAGAGGAGUCGCGCAGGGAGGAAAGAAUGGAAGCUCUAUACCAAGUCCGCCAGCAACGGAGACAGGAGAUAGCCGAACGGGAGGCCCGACGAGAGGAGCGUCGUGACGCCCGUGCCCGUGGAGAUUACAUUCGUCUUGAGCAGCUUCGGAUGGAGAGUCGUACUCGAGUACAGAGUCGCUCUUCUGCCAACGGUAGCAACUCUACUUUGUCUUCUGCGUUGAAUUUGGCAGAACAACCAAGUCGAGGUCGGGACAGGCGUAUUUCGAGUGUCAGCUAUGCUGAGUUAGGUUAUGUGCGACACGAUGGAUCGCGCAUGCGCACUAGUUCGCCUGAUGCGGAUUCUCGCCCUCUCCUGUCGAACGCUGCUACUAUGAACACCGACACUUCCAACCGUUCAUCCACAUCAAGUUUGACAAACGUACAUUCGCGGGGCGAAUCCUACUCAUCUGCCAAUUCCACAGCAACUGGUGGAUCCGAACAAGACGCCUUGACCCCGGUUCAAUCACACGCUGCUUCUACCCGCUCUAUGAUUCCGAGCACCGGUGAAGUGGAUGUGGGAAAUCUUCACAUACCUCCUCCGGAUUACGAACAUUUGGACUGGGGAGAUGCGCCCCCGUAUGAAAGCCCAACUGCGGAGCGAGGUAACCACCCGCACUUACGUGAACUGACUCCUCUACCAACAAUCCAAAUCGAGCUCGCCAGCCCUGUGAACAACACCCCUACGACGCCAACUAAUCCCCGUCAUGAGGAACAUAGCCCAUCAGAAAACCGAGAUACGCAUCGUGAAUCUUAGCCUUAUUUCACCUACUUAUGUCUCUACUUAGUCAAUAUUUUGUCUAUUAUUCCCUGACAUCACCUACACCAACAUUACGCCCUAACGAUGUUUAGUUUUUCAUGUAUAGCUGCUUUAUUGUUAUCAAUAGUGCACUCUCGCUCUGCCUUUUUAUUACUCAUCUUCUUCCCCCCCAGGACCUUAGUUUUACUUCAGCUAGCGUGGCGUUCAGGUGGCAUUGUUUACGGUUCUUAUUCAAACCUCUGCAUGUAUAUAAAGAGGAGCGGUUUGUAUGAUUUUACUGAGCAUAUAAACGAGGAGAAAUGGAUAUAGCCAGAGAUUCUGCUUUUUAUACAUUUCAAUUUGACAGUUGUACAGAGUAGUACCUGGAACAGUUGGAGGCUAGACGAAAGGCGGUCGCACCGAUGGCAG